Molecule: messenger RNA, 1527 nt
Organism: Arabis nemorensis
Lineage: Eukaryota; Viridiplantae; Streptophyta; Magnoliopsida; Brassicales; Brassicaceae
Source: the annotation of a GenBank genome assembly
AUGAACGGUGGUGACGAUGCCGCUACUAGUGGCCCUCCUCCGUCUCUGGACUGGAGAUUCUCUCAGGUCUUCGGCGAACGAACCGCCGGAGAAGAAGUCCAGGAAGUUGACAUCAUUUCAGCCAUCGAGUUUGAUAAAAGUGGAGACCAUCUUGCGACUGGUGACCGUGGGGGCCGAGUAGUUCUGUUUGAGAGGACAGAUACUAAAGAUCAUGGGGGGUCCAGGAGGGAUCUUGAGGAGACUGAUUAUACAGUUAGGCAUCCUGAGUUUCGAUAUAAAACAGAAUUUCAGAGUCAUGAACCAGAGUUUGACUAUCUCAAGAGUUUGGAGAUAGAGGAGAAAAUUAACAAAAUCAGAUGGUGUCAGCCAGCAAAUGGUGCAUUGUUUCUGCUUUCUACAAACGAUAAAACCAUCAAAUAUUGGAAGGUACAAGAGAAGAAGGUCAAGAAAAUUUCUGAAAUGAAUAUUGAUCCGUCGAUAGCUUCAGGAGGUAGCAGUCUACCAAGUUCAAGUAACUCAAAUAGCCCGAAUCGGUUAGUUGCUAAUGGAUUACCUGCACAUGGCUAUCCGAGCAAUGACUUCUCUUUCCCACCAGGAGGCAUUCCAUCUCUGCGUCUGCCUGUGGUGACUAGCCAGGAGACCAGCCUUGUGGCUCGAUGUCGGAGAGUCUAUGCUCAUGCUCAUGAUUACCAUAUUAAUUCUAUAUCAAAUAGCAGUGAUGGAGAGACCUUUAUUUCGGCUGAUGAUCUGCGAGUGAAUCUCUGGAAUUUGGAAAUCAGCAACCAGAGUUUCAAUAUUGUUGAUGUUAAGCCCACAAACAUGGAGGACUUAACUGAGGUUAUUACAUCAGCUGAGUUUCAUCCUAUCCAUUGCAAUAUGCUCGCAUAUAGCAGUUCGAAAGGCUCCAUCCGUUUGAUUGAUAUGCGACAAUCAGCUCUGUGUGAUUCUCAUACGAAAUUAUUUGAAGAACCGGAAGCACCUGGUUCGCGAUCAUUUUUCACAGAGAUAAUUGCCUCAAUUUCAGAUAUUAAAUUCUCAAAGGAUGGGAGAUACAUUCUUAGUCGCGAUUACAUGACACUCAAGCUGUGGGACAUAAACAUGGAUUCUGGUCCAGUUGCAUCUUACCAGGUUCAUGAACAUCUGAGACCCAGGCUGUGCGAUUUAUAUGAAAAUGACUCUAUAUUUGAUAAGUUUGAGUGCUGUUUGAGUGGCGAUGGAUUGAGGGUAGCAACAGGCUCUUACAGCAAUCUAUUCCGUGUAUUUGGAGCUUCUCCAGGAAGUACUGAAGCUGCAACUUUGGAAGCUAGCAAAAACCCAAUGAGGAGGCAAAUUCAGACACCUGCAAGACCUUCCAGAACUUUAGGCAGUAUGACACGCGUGGUUAGACGAGGAUCAGAGAGUCCCGGAGCAGAGGCGAAUGGGAACGCAUACGAUUUCACAACUAAGUUGCUGCAUAUGGCUUGGCACCCAACAGAGAACUCAAUUGCUUGUGCAGCAGCAAACAGCUUGUACAUGUACUAUGCAUGA